UCUGGGCCCAGAACGCUGAGUCCUGGGCCACACAUCCUGGGAGAGCCCGGGCGAUUUGCAUCCAAAAGAGCGCUGGCUUCAUUGAAAUUCUCCUCGCCUGGAGGGAAACAAAACCGGGAAGAAAAGGAAAGUUUCAGUCCUGACCAACUUUUCGCUGUGGAGGAACAUUUUGAGCUGCUAAAAAUAGGGAGGAAACGGCCGCUGUGGGUCACCCAGCACCGCCCCUGCCCCCGCCCCCUCAGCCAGCUCUCCCGUGGGAGACGGGUGCUCUUGGCGGACAUCACGCAGCUCUGCAGCUGGACACGACCGCCACCCAAGGGACCCCAGCAUGCCGGGCUGCCGAGAAGACCCUCAGGAGAUACAGCAGCACAAUGGCAUGGGGACUGGCAGGGACAACUUGGGAGCCAGCUUCCAGACUGACGGACAAACAAUCUCCAGAGAGUCCCUGAGCCAUGGUCUCCAGCUCUCAGCCCCAGAGAAGUCCCAGGAUGUGCAGGUGGACUGUCCAGAGGAGACUCUGUGGACAACCAGGGCCGAUGGGCGGGUCCGCCUGCGCUUGGACCCCAUUUGCUCGCAGACUCCGUACACUGUGCACCGCAUGUUCUACGAAGCCCUGGACAAGUACGGGGACCUCAGCGCACUGGGUUUCAAGCACCAGGACAAAUGGGAGCGCAUCUCCUACUACCAGUACUACCUGAUCGCCCGCAAGGCUGCCAAAGGCUUCCUGAAGCUUGGCCUGGAGCGAGCCCACAGUGUGGCCAUCCUGGGCUUCAAUGCCCCUGAGUGGUUCUUCUCAGCAGUGGGCACUGUGUUUGCAGGUGGCAUUGUCACCGGCAUCUACACCACCAGCUCCCCAGAGGCCUGCCAGUACAUUGCCCAUGACUGCCGGGCCAACAUCAUCGUGGUCGACACACAGAAGCAACUGGAAAAGAUCCUGAAGAUCUGGAAAAACUUGCCAUACCUGAAGGCAGUGGUGAUGUACCGGGAACCUCCUCCCACAAAGAUGGCCAAUGUGUACACGAUGGAGGAGCUCAUGGAGCUGGGACACCGAGUCCCCGAGGAGACUCUGGACAGCAUCAUCGAGGCCCAGACACCCAACCAGUGCUGCGCCUUGGUCUACACAUCGGGCACUACUGGAAACCCCAAGGGUGUGAUGUUGAGCCAAGAUAAUAUCACAUGGACAGCACGAUAUGGCAGCCAGGCGGGUGACAUCCAGCCAGCUGAAGUUCUACAGGAGGUGGUGGUCAGCUACCUGCCCCUCAGCCACAUUGCUGCCCAGAUCUAUGACCUGUGGACGGGCAUCCAGUGGGGGGCCCAGGUGUGCUUUGCAGAGCCUGAUGCCCUGAAGGGGAGCCUGGUGAACACACUGCGUGAGGUGGAGCCCACAUCCCACAUGGGGGUGCCACGCGUGUGGGAGAAGAUCAUGGAGCGCAUCCAGGAGGUAGCUGCUCAAGCUGGGUUUAUCCGGCGCAAGAUGCUGCUGUGGGCCAUGUCAGUGACAUUGGAGCAGAAUCUCACCUGCCCCAGCAGUGACCUGAAGCCCUUCACAGCCAGGCUGGCAGAUUACUUGGUGCUGGCCAGGAUCCGCCAGGCGCUGGGCUUUGCCAAGUGCCAGAAGAACUUCUAUGGAGCAGCCCCUAUGACUGCUGAGACACAGCGCUUCUUCCUGGGCCUCAAUAUCCGCCUGUAUGCAGGCUAUGGCCUCAGCGAAACCACAGGGCCCCACUUCAUGUCCAACCCCUACAACUACCGGCUCUACAGCUCAGGCAAGCUGGUGCCUGGCUGCCUGGUGAAGCUGGUGAACCAAGACAAGGAGGGCAUCGGUGAGAUCUGCCUAUGGGGCCGCACCAUCUUCAUGGGCUAUCUGAACAUGGAGGAUAAGACAUAUGAGGCCAUUGACUCUGAGGGUUGGCUGCACACAGGUGACACAGGCCGUCUGGACCAGGACGGCUUCCUCUACAUCACCGGGCGCCUCAAAGAGCUGAUCAUCACUGCGGGUGGAGAGAAUGUGCCCCCUGUGCCCAUUGAGGAGGCUGUGAAGACGGAGGUGCCCAUCAUCAGCAAUGCCAUGCUGAUCGGUGACCAGAGGAAGUUCUUGUCCAUGCUGCUCACCUUGAAGUGCACGCUGGACCCAGACACCUCUGACCCAACAGAUAACCUGACCGAGCAAGCUGUGGAGUUCUGCCAGAGGGUGGGCAGCAGAGCCAGCACUGUGUCUGAGAUCGUGGGGCAGCGGGACGAGGCUGUGUACCAGGCCAUCGAAGAGGGGAUCCAAAGGGUCAAUGCAAACGCGGCUGCCCGGCCCUACCACAUCCAGAAGUGGGCCAUUCUUGAGAGAGACUUCUCCAUCUCGGGAGGAGAGUUGGGUCCCACCAUGAAACUCAAGCGGCUCACAGUCCUGGAGAAGUACAAAGACAUCAUUGAUUCCUUUUACGAAGAACAAAAGAAGUAGCGGGGGCCGUCCUCAUGCUCCCCAAUGAGUAGAGAAGGUAGCCUUUCCCUGAGGAGGCGUCUCCGAGCUCCAGGCUCUCCCAUGUGGCCACAGGAACUCAGGCAGAACUGACCUCCAGGCCAGGGUUCGGCGGAUGUCUACAACUUGAAGAAGCUCCAAAUGCAAGUAGUUUAAAUUCUGCUUAAGAGUUCAGGUGAUGAAAUCAACUCUCCUUUCACAACUAAAGGGUUGAUACUGCUGCGACCUAAGUCCAGGGAGACCUAACAAGCCAUAGCUCAACAGCUCAACAGAGGCCAUGGUGGGGUGGGGGUGGGGGUCGUAUUACUAGUGUGCUGCAGUUAAAGCCAUCUAGAUCACUUACCAGACUUACUCUGGAAUCUUCUUGGACACUGCCUAAAACUGCUGCCGCCAUGUGACUGUAUUUAAUGUGUAAUAAUGGAUAUUAAACUUUUAACAAAACUGUUAACAAGUACCUGGUUUUUUUGUCAGUUGAACAAGCCGGGCACAGAGCAGUGAGUGUUUAACCCGUGGGAUUCUGUGAUAGGCACAAAUUACCAUUUGCACACUAUUAGUGGCAGGCAGGAUGGUCAGUGGAGCAAUCUAGUAACCAGAGCCACUCUGGCAUCAGUGCAUUACCACCAGGCCACACAUCUACUCUGCGCACUCUAGCGGUCAUUCUUAGAAAUAAGCUGAGCCGAAAUGCCCCAAGGCACCUGAGCUGGAAAGGCAGAAGGCACACAUCUUGGUUGUUUUGGAAUUCUUUAUUUCUAUGAACCAAGAGCCACUGGUAAUUAGCACAAUCCAAAAAAACAAAGGAAGCAGCAGCAUAAACAAAAUAAAAUACAGGUAAGGAGUGCUGGUCUGGUUACAAGCUUUAAAAAUGACCCAGUCAAGGACAUCCAUUGUUAAGAAAUCCCCUUGUGAUCUGGGGACAUUAUGCAAAGCCACAGGUUUGCAAACUGAUGGGGGCCAAGUGCAGUUGCAUUCACUGCUGCCAGGGAGACAGCACGGGGAGAAGGGAGUUGAAGGUCACAGGCUGACAAGACCAGGCUGCGG
This is a messenger RNA of Fukomys damarensis (Damara mole-rat), 3508 nucleotides long. It is a transcript of the gene Acsbg1, whose product is annotated as acyl-CoA synthetase bubblegum family member 1. The record is from RefSeq and is a predicted model, not a curated record. Lineage: Eukaryota; Metazoa; Chordata; Mammalia; Rodentia; Bathyergidae. Gene Ontology annotation, molecular function: long-chain fatty acid-CoA ligase activity. The transcript is spliced from 14 exons. Gene Ontology annotation, cellular component: endoplasmic reticulum; membrane. The coding region runs from base 329 to 2452 and encodes 707 amino acids.